CUUAUUAUUGGACUCAGGUGUGUUAAUGCUGAGACACAGGAGACCAGCCCUCAUGAAGAAAAAAUAACUGGCCAAAAUAAAUCACAUUACACCAGUCAUUACCGACUCCAUUUCUUAAUAAACAUAAUUAAAAAACUAAACAAAGACAAAAAAAACAAGAAAAAAAACUGGUGGUCUGUAAAGCCCUGAAUGGUCUUGUGUUUAAAAACAUUUCAGCUGCUCAAAUCCCAAAGCAUUAAGAGCCUUUUCUAUCUAUACAUGUAUUAUGUCCCAAAAAAUUGUGCUAUACCUUCAUAAUUUUCAAAUACUUGAGUAUUGUGACACAAAAAUCCCCAAAAUAGUAGUGGAAUUCAUGUUAAUGAACUUAUGAUUUUUAUAUAAACUGCAAUGCAAGACAUGCAUUAGAGAAAAAGAACAGAAAAAGAAUGUCCCACCUCCAACUCCCUCCAAAUUGCUGCCCUGGGCUACUGCCCAUCAGCCCUUUCUAUAGUUUGAUUCAGACAAUAUAUGAUAUAUUUAUGUAUAUGUAUGCAUUUCUGUGUAUGAAUGAAUUCAUGCAAGUUGUAAUGUCUUUAUAUGCAUCACAUGAGGGACACAUCAAUACUUUUCUGCCAUAAACAUGAAUGAAAACAAAACACUUCCUGUUAGUAGAAGAAGUACACAGCCACAAGAAUUUGUUUAGCAAAUAUGCCGCAUUCAAAGCAUGUAGGAACUAAUCUAACUGUGGACACUCUGACUCACAAACCUGUCCCACUUCUUUUUCUGUUCGUUACGGUUUUCCCUAGAAAUGAAAGUGGAAUAAUUCUUUAUUUUUUUUUUUUUUUUUUUUUUUAAAGAAGCAGAAACCCUGUUUUGUAACAUAAAUAUUACUGACAGCUUUCCGAACAUAAGGUGGAGGUGAUUCAAUUGUUUUGCUUAUUUUCGUUUUUCCUGAAAUGAUCAUCAUCAAAGUGGCUGACACUCCCUUUGCAUACCAGCCGUGUCAGACAAGCAGCAGUACCUUCCCCAAGUGGUUUCUAGUUUCAUUUCUGCUCUGCUGUCAGAGAGAAGAGGCACCGACUUCACGGAGGCAGACAGAGCCUGAGAGACUUCUCCGAAAACAUAUCCGGCUAUGUGUGGUCUGGGACUGACUCAGAAACAAAGUUCCUACUGAGAGUAGGUGAACAAGGCAAAAAUGUCCAGCAAAACAGCACUGCCCACAUCUGCAGGCAAAAAGCUUUUUUCGGAAGAAAUCAGAGAUUUCUUUACUGUUUUGGAUGUCAUUUAUGCAGAUCAGUUUGAAGAAGAGACCAUAGACCAAGAAACUGUUGAACAAGCAGAAGAGAAGUUUCUCAGAGGAGCACCAGCUGAAUGGUUAAACUUUCACAUCAGUGAUCUGGCUGAGUCGAAUGGCACGGGAUCUUCAUUCAUCAAAAGAGAUGGGUAUAAGAGACUUGUGCAGCAGAUUCACAAACGGAGAAACUACAUCGGAACACCAACAGUUAAACUGCUUCACCAGCAAGGAUGUGGGGGAACCACACUGGCCAUGCAAGUAUUAUGGGAGAUGAGAAAAACCCUCAGAUGCGCUGCCUUAAUGGGUUCUCCUCUGGAGUGCACAAAGAUUGCAAAGGAAGUUGUUCACCUUUUUACUGGAGGCAGCAAAGAUGAUCUCAACACUGUGCUGCUCUUGAUAAAUGAAGAGUUCAUUUUGGAGCAUCUUCAGGACAGCAUCAUGGCAGAGAUCGAAGAACAGCAGAUAGAUGUUGAUAUUCCUGUGGUAAUUUUAUUCAUCUGUGUGAGAAGUGACCACGCCAUCCUCAAAACUGAACACUACAGAGAACAAGAGGGCUUCAUGAAGGGUCAUGACUCUGACUACGUCAUCCUCAAAAGAACCCUCUCAGACACUGAAAAGGAAAAAUUGGAUACCAAGAAGGAAGAGCUCAGCCGAAAAUACGGAGCCAAAGCCUCCCAGUUCCAUGGUUUCAACAUACUACACAGUAAUUUCUCACAGGAUUAUAUCCAAGAAGCAUGUGCUGUCCUUAACACGGUUGGAAGGAAAAAUAAACCCCCGAAGACCCAACUUUUGUCCUUCCUGUCCUUGCUGAAUGCCUAUGUACCAGGCUCCUAUCUACUAGAGUCUGACUGCUUAGACUUCCUCAGACAUGACAGCUCCCUGCAGGGUGACCUUUCACUGGUGACCCGAAUGCAGCCUUUCAGUCAUCUCAUUAUCUCUUUUCAACAUGACAAAAGUUGUGAGAAAAGAAUCCGGAUGGCUCAUCCAAUGAUUGCAAAGCAUUGCACUGAACUACUGGCUAUUGCAGGAGUGCCCAGAAGUGACACGGCGAGAAACUUCUUGCGCCAAUUUUGUCCAGAUGAGGUUUCUCCAUGUUUGUUUGGCUUCAUCAAGGACUUGCUGACAAAACGAGAGCAUAAAAAGGAUGGGUCGAUCGAAGACUCGGAUCUGGAGAGAUUUUCUACUCUGAUUUUACACAUUAACGAGAUGGAAGACAAAAAACAAAAAAAAAGUGCAUCAGUUCUCAAGGUGGAAGACAAAAACCAGAGUGCAUCGGUUCUCAAGGUUGCAUCAAAGAAGUUUGAUAAGAACUCUUUGUUCCCCCAGGCACUUGCUAGGCUUUGUUAUGGAGAACUUGAAGACUACAAGGAAGCUGAAUUUUGGGCAAAAGAGGCAAUAAAACGAGACCCCAAAAAAUCCUUUAUUGCUGACACGUUGGGCCAAGUUCACAAAAACCAUCUAAGGAAUGAAAAGCUUUCACUCAAACCACGACAACUAUUACAGUUGGCCCAGAAAGCAAUUGAAGCUUUUGAGCAUGAAGAAAAACUUGCUGAAGAGGAACACAGGAAAAGUUUGACAGAAAAUGAGAAAUCUAAAGUCCAGUGGAGUUUAAACACCAGAGGGCAGUUUGGUUUCCUGCAGGUCUGUAACAUUCUGUUUGAUAAGCUUGCCAACCUAAAUGAGACUUGGAAGCAAGUGCUUACAAAGAAUGUGCCGAUGGGCUCAGUCUUGGAAUCACUUGGAGACAACAAACUAUUUAGGUUUCACCAUCUAAUAAAGAAUCUCAGGGAUGAAGUUGAGAAAAAAUUUGUGUUCUUUGACACCUUCCUCACUUAUUCACAGUCUGUCAUGAAAAAAGACAAAUCUUAUGUUUCAAAAACAGCUGCAGAUUGCUUCAAAAAGUAUGUUGGAGACUCUGUCCCUGAACACAAUGACAGACUCCAACAGACUUUCCAAAAACUGAAACAGAAACUGGCUAUCACAUCUGCUGGGGUCCUCUCAUGUCUAGACCGAACAUGUACCUCAGACAUUGAACACAUCAUUAAGUGGUGGGAGGAAAUCUGUCAAAGAAAUCAUUUUCCUACUGAUGCUUUUGUCAACUUUAUCCUUGCGAAGAUCAUGCUUUCAAACAAAAACAAGGCUGUAUCCAGUUCUGAUUACAAAAAUGAUUUAAAACUAAGAAAGCCACCGUCCUCUGCCACACAACCAGAAUAUCACCUUCUCUCUCUACUUCUGUUUUGGCCUACAGACGAUGAAGACAAACCAGUCUCUGAUCUCAAUCAAUUAAUCAAAGAUGCAAGUCAUGCUUAUGAGCGAGAAUACAAGACGAUGUUUCGAUCAAGAUACCUCCGACCUCUGUUUUUUCUUGGGCCAGGCAAAACCGUGAACAGAUUUGUUCCCCGACGGGAUCUUGAGAUCUUUUGGACCAAAAAUGCACUGGAAGAAUCAAACACAAACUGGAAGAAUGAGAGUAUCUUCAGAGAUUCCAUAGUUGAAGAACACCUUCUCAAAGUUGAAGGAGUGGUGCGAAACUACAGAGUCUAUGCAAGAUUCAGAGGUACUGAAGUUGAGGUAGAGGCCAACCGAAGGGACAGCCUCUGUAAAUCAGGUCAAGUCUCCUUCUACCUUGGAUUUACCAUCAAAGGUCCAGUAGCCUUCAGCGUUCGGAGAAAAUUCCUGGUCACUGAGGGGGAGAUCCAAAGACAGACCGAAGAGAAGCUGGAGGAACUCUGCUUCUCAGCUGAUCUGGGAACAUUUUCGGAUGCCUACUGA
Molecule: messenger RNA, 4045 nt
Organism: Poecilia latipinna (sailfin molly)
Lineage: Eukaryota; Metazoa; Chordata; Actinopteri; Cyprinodontiformes; Poeciliidae
Product: sterile alpha motif domain-containing protein 9-like
Exons: 4
Coding region: 1175-4045 (956 amino acids)
Cellular component (GO): cytoplasm
Source: RefSeq, a predicted model, not a curated record